AUGGCCGUAAAAUGGGUCAGAGCGUCUUGUUGUAGGUUGAGUAGACUGAGGUUUGCGUGGCCCCUAGGCUAUCAUCAUCCACACAGGGCACCAUCGAGAGUAUUGAACUGUGAGACGGGAACAUCGGCGAGGUGGAGUGGAACGAAUUCAGCAGUGGAGCAUCCCCAGCGAGGCGGUGCCGUCCGUAAUGUUUCUAUUUGUCGUCGUCCUCGAGUCACAAGUGAUAGUAUUCCCUCUGCACAUAGGCCAGCGCCGCUAGUGCGACAACUCCGCCGCACAUCUGCUGAUGUGCACGUUGCCAGUGGAUCUACCAGUAUCCUCGCUGACGAACUAGCGGGUCUGUCUAUGACAGAGCAGGAGGUAUUGCACUCACUCGCAGAGGGCGGAGGUAUCACCCAGUAUGACGGCAUUGGGUUGCUGGAGUCAUGCAGAAGCGAUGUUCAGAAAGCAUGCAAGAAACCCCCAAAGCCUCAGUACUUGACAAUUGAGGCAAGCGCAUCGGUAGCUGUAUCAGCUUGGCUCGUUUCUUUGAGUGUCCCAAAGUUUACUGCUCAGAUGCAGCUCAGACGAUAG
Suillus subalutaceus is the source of this 573-nucleotide messenger RNA. RefSeq lists its product as uncharacterized. Lineage: Eukaryota; Fungi; Basidiomycota; Agaricomycetes; Boletales; Suillaceae. The transcript is spliced from 5 exons. Bases 1 to 573 code for a protein of 190 amino acids. The record is from RefSeq and is a predicted model, not a curated record.